AGCAUGUGGGUGGCGGAGGGGCCGCCCCGAAGCCGGUGGCACCUGCGGGACCGCGCGCACGCCGGCCGCUUCCUGGCCACGGCCGAMGAGCUCCGCGCCGCGGGGCAGCUCGUGGACGUGGCCGUGGGCCCCGAGGGCGACGUGGCCCACGCCGUGGUCCUGGCCUCCGUCAGCUCCUUCUUCCUCCAGUUCCUGGAGGGCCGGAGCGGGGAGCGGCCCCACGGCUCCGUGCCCCACGUGGCGCUGCCGCCGGGGGCCACGCCAUGGGGCUGGCGGGCCGUGCUGGCCUUCGCCUACGGCGGCACCCUGCCCCACGGCAAGGAGAAGGAGGUGGAGGAGACCGCGCAGGCCCUGGGGGCCCCGCGGGUGGUGGCAGCCUGUGCCCCACAGCCGGGGGGCACCCCCCAGGCCCGCCCCGAGCCCCUGGAGCAGCAGUGGGAGACGCUGAGGUCCAUGGAGCAACUCCACGCCAGCGGCUUGGGAUGCGACCUCCGGCUGCAGGCGGGGGACGAGGUGAUUCCAGUGCAGCGCCUGGCCCUCAGCUGCUCCUGCGACUUCUUCCGCGCCCUCUUCACGUGCCCCAUGCGCGAGGCGGCCCACGACCCGGCCACGCCGCUGCCCACCAAGCUGUCGGCGGCCGAGCUGCACCUCCUGCUCUCCUUCGCCUACACGGGCGCCGUGGCGGGGCCCUGGCCCGCGGUGCUGGAGGCAGCCGAGACCUCCCUGCGCUACCAGGCCUGGGGGCUCCUCACGCUCUGCCUCGAUGUUUUCACCCACGGCCUCACCCCCGAGACGGGCCCGGACGUGCUGGCCUUCGCUGUGGACUACGGGCUGGCCCACGUCGGCCGCGCAGCCGAGGACUUCAUCUUGGCCACCUUCCCCAGCGUGGUGGCCACGCCAGCCUUCCUGGACCUCCCCGCGCACCUCCUCAUCCGCCUCCUCCGCUCUGACGCCCUCAACGUCCUCCACGAGCUAGAAGCCUUGGAAGCAGCAUCCCGCUGGCUCGUAGCCAACGGAGGCGGAGAGGACAACGAAGCCGAGGAAGUCCUAUCCUCUGUUCGCUUUGCCCUCAUGUCCGGCCAGGAGCUGAAGAAGAUCCCAUCGGUGACGGCAGGAGCAGCCAACCCCGGGCUCCUCCGCCAGCUCGUGGUGGCCAGUUUGUCCCCCACGGCCCAGCUGCCGUGCCGGGUGCGCUCCUGGCCGGAGGUGCUGGUGGUCUGCGGCGGGGACACGCUCACCACCGACAUGGCCGCGCGCAAGCCCAGCAGGCAGCUCUGGUUCGCCCACCGCUACCUCAGCGCCGUGGGGCUGGUGAAGCGCGUGGAAUGGCGGCCGCUGGGGCGCUUCCCCGACGGCCCGCGCUUCCGCCACGCCGUGGUGGUGAUCGGCAACGCGCUCUACGUCCUGGGCGGGAAGCACUACUACGGGGCCCGGGACACCCUGGCUAGUGUCUACAGGUAUCUGCCCAUGGAAGACUCCUGGGAGCACCUGGCCAGCAUGAACUGCGGCAGGAGCUACUUCGCGGCCGUGGGACUUGGGGGGUUCAUCUACGCCCUGGGGGGCAGCUCAGAUGAGCUCUACUGCACGGACUCCGUGGAGUGCUACGACCUGGCGACCAACACGUGGAGGCGGUGCCAGCCGCUGCCCGAGGCGCUGUGCGGGCACGCAGCCUGCGCCCUCGACGGUGCCCUCUACGUGUCGGGCGGCUGCGACGAGGCGAGCCGCUGCCGGGCGUCGCUGCUGCGCUACGCCGCCGACGGCCCCGCCGCGCCGCUGGCGCCCAUGAACGGCGAGCGCGCCGGCCACGUCAUGGAGGCGGCGGGCGGGCAGCUGUACGCGGCCGGCGGGCUGUGCCAGCGCGGCGGGCAGCGCGGCUACAGCGACCAGCUGGCCUUCGAGGUGUACAGCCCGCGCCUGGACCUGUGGGUGCUGCUGAGCCCGCUGCCCCGCGCGCACGUGUCCGGCAGCGCCGCCGUGCUGGGCGCCGAGCUCCUCGUGCUGGGCGGCUACAGCCACGAGACGUACCGGGACACGCACCUGGUGCACGCGUACCAGCCGGGCAGCCGGCGCUGGAUCACGCGCGGCACGCUGCCCCGCGCCUACAGCGACCUGCGCGCCGGCGUGCUCACGCUGCCCGCCGCGCUGCGACGGGGCGAGGAGACCCUAGGAAGGCGCCUUGGGCACUUCCAUGGGGCAGGAGCCGCCCAGGGGCGCUAG
This is a messenger RNA of Nothoprocta perdicaria, 2217 nucleotides long. It is a transcript of the gene KLHL33, whose product is annotated as kelch like family member 33. The record is from RefSeq and is a predicted model, not a curated record. Gene Ontology annotation, molecular function: protein binding. NCBI's taxonomy places the organism in Eukaryota, Metazoa, Chordata, Aves, Tinamiformes, Tinamidae. The coding region runs from base 4 to 2217 and encodes 737 amino acids. The transcript is spliced from 5 exons.